Molecule: messenger RNA, 953 nt
Organism: Paramuricea clavata
Lineage: Eukaryota; Metazoa; Cnidaria; Anthozoa; Malacalcyonacea; Plexauridae
Source: the annotation of a GenBank genome assembly
AUGGCCGAGUCACAGUCAUUCGAUCUUAGCACUUAUGACUACGAUCCUUCGUCCCCGAUACCUUCCAAUCGAGAUGCGAGAAAUUAUGUUAUAUCAAAGGGUCCUUGUCAACCAAAAGAUUUUACAUUCCCAAGAAAUAGCAAUGGUAUAGUAGGAGAUUCCUUACAGCUUGGUAUGAAAAUUUCAAGUGGCUUGAAUACUCUAAGAAGACAGACAGCUAGAGCACUAUUUUGUUUCUUUUGUCGCACGUUCAAUCGCCAGGUGAGAUCUUUUAUACCAACGGUAACUGGACCGAUGUGGACUGUAACAGCUUAUAUUUUGCACGUCUCCUUUUAAAAUUUAUAUAUAAUAUGUAAUUUUUAUAUAAAUUAUAGUAUGAUAUAACUUUAAUAUCUUAAAUUCAUCAGUGCACAGUCAAAUCAAAUUCCCUUGUUGUAGAUGUGCAGUAGGUCCGAGAAGGCGUUCAUUACCGACGGAUUUUCAAAUUGGAAGAAACCGAAAACCUUUACGACGCACCAGAACAGCGAUGGUCACAGACUUGCCUCCGAGGGAUAUUCAAUCUGGCUGAAGCAGAAGCCGAUCGACCAACAAUUAAACGAACAUGCUAAAAUCCGGGCGAGUGAGAAAGAGAUAGAGGUAAUGUAUGUAAUGGCAUUUUUUCAAUCAUAAGCGACAUUUUAGCACUUUUAUAGAUGAAAAUGCACGCAUACGUAUAGUUUGAUAUAUUGCAUGAUUAUUCCAAAUUAAUGUCUUUUAAGGUGAAACGAAAACGUACAGUGAUCGGGAGAAUAAUUGAUGUUGUAAGGCUGCUUGGAAGACUGAACUUACCAUUUGUAGGUCAUCGGGAAAAUCAAACAUCCACGAACAAAGGCGUUUUCAUAGAGAUAAUCGCGCACUUUUCCAAACAUGAUGCUAUCAUGGACUUCCAUUUAAACAAUGCUAAAGGUUUGUGA